GUUGACUGAGACAGAAAAAACGGUGAAGGGCCAAGGCCUCUCUCUCUUCUCUCUCUCUCUCUCACUCUCACUCUCAUAUGGUUUGGCGCUCCGUAGACACAGAAGCAAGCAACGAUGGCUCCCAUAGUUCUCAUGGUAGCAGAGAAGCCCAGUAUUGCUCUCUCUAUUGCCUCUGUUCUUUCCAGUAAUCAGAUGUCAACACGGAGGGCUAGUACUGAAGUCCAUGAAUUUGACGGAAUAUUUUUGGGAUUACGGGUGCAUUAUAAAGUGACAUCGGUCAUUGGACAUGUUUUCAGUGUAGAUUUUCCGUCAGCUUAUCAAGAUUGGGUGGCGACAGAUCCUCUCGAUCUUUUCCAAGCUCCGACUCUUAAGGCGGAAUCAAAUCCAAAGGCUCAUAUCUGUAGGCAUUUAAGCCAAGAAGCUCGUGGUUGUGAUCAUCUGGUAUUAUGGUUAGAUUGUGACCGUGAAGGAGAAAAUAUAUGCUUUGAAGUUAUUGAUUGCACUGGAUUUAAUCAUGUGAACAAGGGCAGAAGAGUUCAUCGUGCACGGUUUUCUUCUGUCACUGAGAAGGAUCUUUUAAAGGCGAUCAAUAACCUUGUUGAACCCAAUAGAGAUGAGGCAUUGGCUGUAGAUGUUCGCCAAGAGAUUGAUUUGAAAGUUGGAGUUGCAUUCACACGAUUCCAGACUAGUUUUUUCCAAGGAAAAUACGGGAAUCUUGAUUCCAGAGUUAUCUCCUAUGGGCCAUGUCAAACUCCUACCCUUGGAUUUUGUGUACAACGCUACCUGCAGAUUACUACUUUUAAGCCAGAAAAGUUUUGGACUUUGCAUCCUUACAUAUUUCAACAUGGCUACGAACUUAAAUUAGAAUGGGAACGUAAUAAGCUGUUUGACAUAGAUGUUGCUAGGAUGUUCCAAAAUUUGAUAAUGGAUGAUGGAAUUGUGGAAGUAACAGGCACAUCAGAGAAACAGGAUUCCAAAGCUCGACCUUCUGGUCUUAAUACGGUGAACCUUCUGAAGGUUGCUUCCAGUGCAUUGGGGUUUGGACCUCAAAUGGCUAUGCAACUGGCUGAACGCUUGUAUACUCAAGGUUUCAUCAGCUAUCCACGUACAGAGAGCACGGCAUACCCUUCUUCGUUUGACUUCAGAGGCACACUUGAAGCCUUAGUAAAUAAUCCAGCAUGGGGUAGUUACGUACAGACACUGCUAGCUGAUGGUUAUCUAAAGCCACGGUCAGGAACAGAUGCAGGUGAUCACCCUCCCAUAACUCCAAUGCGUUCAGCUACUGAGGAUAUGCUAGGUAGUGAUGCUUGGAGACUCUAUCAGUAUGUUGGUCAACAUUUUCUAGGGACUGUGUCUCCUGACUGCAAAUAUGUAAGGACGAAGGUUGAAUUUUCAGUUGGUGGAGAAAUUUUCCAUUGUGUGGGGCAGCAUGUUACAGUAAAGGGAUAUACAUCAAUCAUGCCAUGGUUGGCAGUAAAUGAGAAAAUGCUUCCUCAGUUCACAAAAGGGGAGAAAAUAGAAACUUCAAAAGUUGAGCUUUAUGAGGGAAACACCAUGCCCCCAGAUUAUCUCAGUGAAAGUGAGCUGAUUUCUCUAAUGGAGAAGAAUGGAAUAGGCACAGAUGCAUCAAUUUCUGUACAUAUAAACAACAUAUGUGAGCGCAACUAUGUGCAGGUACAGGCUGGAAGAAGGUUGGUUCCAACUGCUUUAGGCAUUAGCCUUAUAAGAGGUUAUCAAUGUAUUGAUCCAGAUCUUUGUUUGCCUGAUAUUCGGAGUUUCAUUGAGCAACAGAUCACUCUUGUUGCCAAGGGGCAAGCAGAUCAUUCUUAUGUUUUACAACAUGUACUAGAUCAAUUCAAGCGGAAGUUCAUUUACUUUGUUAAGCAGAUUGAUAACAUGGAUGCAUUGUUUGAGGCACAAUUUUCUCCACUUUCAGAUUCUGGACGUUUGCUUAGUAAAUGCGGCAAAUGCCUGCGGUACAUGAAAUACAUCUCUAUGCAGCCCUCACGGUUGUAUUGUGGUACAUGUGAGGAAGUUUAUUACGUUCCUCAGAAGGGCACAAUCAAGCUGUACAAGGAACUGACUUGCCCCUUGGACAACUUUGAGCUGUUGAUCUUCUCCUUGGCUGGCCCAGAAGGCAAGUCGUUUCCUCUCUGCCCUUACUGCUAUAAUAGUCCUCCAUUUGAAGGUAUAGACACACUCUUCGGUGCUAACAAGACCACCAGUUCUGGCAAGUUGGGAAAGGGAGCUGGCAUGCCAUGCUUCCUCUGUCCACACCCCACAUGCCGGCAUUCUCUGAUAGCCCAAGGAGUUUGCGCCUGCCCAGAAUGCAACGGGACACUUGUCCUUGACCCUGUCAGUGCUCCCAAAUGGAGGCUUUAUUGCAACAUGUGCAACUGCCUUGUUUUCCUUCCUCAAGGUGCUCACAAGAUUUCGACAACUAAAGAACGGUGUCCAGAAUGUGAUUCUACCAUAAUAGAAGUGGACUUCAACAAGAAAACUACUCCUUUGAAGGAUGGAGCUACGUUGCAUGUUGGAUGCGUUCUUUGCGAUGAUCUGCUACAUUCACUUGUAGAGAUGAAGCAUGGAAAAUCGUUUUUCAAACGCAUGGGAGGCAGAGGGAGGGGAAGGGGAAGAGGAAGGGGACGAGGUGGCAGGAAAUUGGAAGACCCGAAAAUGAGUUUCCGAGAUUUUUGAAAUGUAAAAUUUUUACUCCUAUACAUUUGGCUUUUCAAGAUGUGGAACUUGCCAUUCUGCCUACUUUGAAUGACUUUAUUUGCCAUUUUUUUGGAACUGGGUGGGUGAGCUCUUGUUAAUCAAUUUUAACAAAAGAUAUGUGAAUUUUCAAAGGGAAAAUUAUCAAUUAGUCAUACUUUUUACAA
Molecule: messenger RNA, 2882 nt
Organism: Cornus florida
Lineage: Eukaryota; Viridiplantae; Streptophyta; Magnoliopsida; Cornales; Cornaceae
Product: DNA topoisomerase 3-beta
Exons: 15
Coding region: 115-2697 (860 amino acids)
Biological process (GO): DNA topological change
Cellular component (GO): nucleus
Molecular function (GO): DNA topoisomerase type I (single strand cut, ATP-independent) activity; DNA binding
Source: RefSeq, a predicted model, not a curated record